UUUAAUAUAUUAUUUUUCUAUAUCAAAAAAUAUAUAUUCUUUAAAAUGUCGAGAGAGUCCAGUAGAAGGUCCGUGGAUAUGGGCGCCGUGAAUCGAAGUUUGAGGAGAGGCAAAGCUAAAGCCACCUCCGACAGUUCGACCUCACGCGGUUCUCGAGGAAGACACUCCGUCUCUUCGUUUCCUAUUGUCCCAUAUCAUUUAAUCGGGGACGCUAUGACGGAUGAAGAAUUCAACCAGAUUUAUUCUGGUAGAGGAGACGCGAAUCUCCCCACUCUUGAUAGUCUAUUCGAGGAUGUUGAUGAAGCAGGACUGGAUAAUCUUGACGGGGACGAUGAGCCUACACCGCAAAGCAACGACGUUGACGUGGAGGCAGGUGAGCCCGAGACCUCUCAAGGUCCGGACAAAGUUUCCGGCGGUUAUGGCGGUCCGGAAAAACACCUAAGGUCGAGGCAUCCCGUGGAGUACGCCAAAUACGAGGCCAAAAAAAAGGGACGACAAGAAGUGCAAACCCAAAUUUCUCGGUUUGCUAACAGAGGGUUAUACGGUACUGUACAAGAAGAAACAACACCACCUCCACCCCCAAAAUCAAAAAAAGGUUUUGCCGGCAUAGUCGGUGGCCUUCUUGCAAAGAAAGGGAAGCGUGCCCAGUCUUCGACGAGUUCAAGUGGUACAACAGUAAGCUCGCACAAUGAACUUGCUAUGUACCAGGGUGUGCCAUGCGAUUACGAUGACGACGACGUCGAUUUUGACGUGCUCAGAUGGUGGAAGCGGAACGAACACAUGUUCCCAUGUCUCGGCAUGCUAGCAAGACAAGUGUUGUCCGUCCCGGUAUCAACCAUAGCAGUUCAACGAGAAUUCAGUGCUUGCAGAAACAUUCUAACCGACUACCGAAGUUGUCUUAACGCUGAAUCUCUUGAAACACUGGUUUGCAACCAAGAUUGGCUCUUGGCAAGACGUCGGGCUCAAGAGUCAUCGUACCAACUCGAAUCGGAGCAUUAUAUGAAUGCAACCACAGAUGGAAGUCCGAGUUAUGAAGAAUAAGUUAUAAUUUUUUUUUAUGUUAAUGUAAAUAUGUAAUUAGUUUUUUUAGGUGAGCGAUAUAUAAGCUCCUUCAAGGGUUUCUUUACGGUUCUUUACCUCGUCGCUUUUUUUGAACCGUCAGGAUAUUAAAUGUGGUUGUUCUUCAGUAUCACAUAAUGAGUAAAAGUUAUAAAUUUAUUGUUGAUGUAAAAAUCUAAAAAAUAAAGUAAGAAAGGAAUUUGUUAACG
Molecule: messenger RNA, 1268 nt
Organism: Cuscuta campestris
Lineage: Eukaryota; Viridiplantae; Streptophyta; Magnoliopsida; Solanales; Convolvulaceae
Source: the annotation of a GenBank genome assembly